This is a messenger RNA of Opisthorchis viverrini, 324 nucleotides long. RefSeq lists its product as hypothetical. The record is from RefSeq and is a predicted model, not a curated record. The transcript is spliced from 2 exons. The coding region runs from base 1 to 324 and encodes 107 amino acids. NCBI's taxonomy places the organism in Eukaryota, Metazoa, Platyhelminthes, Trematoda, Opisthorchiida, Opisthorchiidae.
AUGAUGCAAUUCAGUUUCUUAAUCGUGACGGCUGGUCUUCUUUCAUGUAUUGUCAAUACUAGCGCAAACGUCCACUGCGGCAGAAAUCCUAUGGGUGUGUUCAAACGACUUGUUUUUGAAGAAAGUAACGGGACGAUUGAUCCGAAAUUCGCUCUCGGCCAGCUAGAGAUACGAGAACCCAGAACGUACACGCGAUUGCUUAAAUCGCACCGAGACUGGCUACUGUGCAUACAGAAAACAGAAACGGGUUAUUUCAAACGAGCAGCUUUUGACAGCAGCCAGAGAACACCAACAAGUAUUUAUGGAACAUUUGAAAAUGAUUAG